CUUGAUACUGUCAUAUUACACGAGGUGGUUGCCGCUCGUUUCAAACUUCUGAUUUAGUUCGCGUUUAACGUGACGUCACUGUACUCGUUCGUUCCUGUGACGCGGCAUUUAGCUAACAGCGGCUGGUAUUAGCCUGCUUGCUAAGCAGUUCCUGUACGGCCAAAGAGUCGCUGUGCGCUUCAUAAGCUUCGUCACCAUGGGGAAUGUAUUUGCGAGUUUAUUCAAGGGCCUAUUUGGCAAAAAAGAGAUGAGGAUUCUCAUGGUCGGUCUCGAUGCUGCUGGAAAAACAACCAUCUUAUAUAAACUGAAGCUUGGCGAGAUAGUCACCACCAUUCCCACCAUUGGUUUUAAUGUUGAAACUGUAGAAUACAAGAACAUCAGCUUCACAGUGUGGGACGUGGGUGGUCAGGACAAAAUCAGGCCACUGUGGCGCCACUACUUCCAGAACACUCAAGGGCUCAUCUUUGUGGUGGACAGUAACGACAGAGAGCGAGUGAACGAGGCGAGGGAGGAGCUGUCCAGAAUGCUCGCCGAGGACGAACUCAGAGAUGCUGUCCUGCUUGUUUUUGCAAAUAAACAGGAUCUCCCCAACGCUAUGAAUGCUGCAGAGAUCACAGACAAGCUGGGUUUGCAUGCCCUCCGCCAGCGCAGCUGGUACAUCCAGGCCACCUGCGCCACCAGCGGGGACGGCUUGUACGAGGGCCUCGACUGGCUGUCCAACCAGCUGAAGAACCAGAAAUGAUCCAUUCCACCAGUUUGUUUUUUGUUUGUUGUUUUUUUUCUGUUUCAACACAGCGGCAGCACCGGAUCCAGGCCCCUUCGCUCCCGUCUAACCCAAGUUUCAACCCCAGCUCUUUCUUUCAAGAACUUCCUUCAUUCCCUCACUCCUGCUUUCUCCCUGCGUCAGUACUCUUGGUGCUGCUUGUGUGUGCGGUUGUGUGUGCGUUUGUUUGGGUGUGCGAGUGUGUGCGUGUCUUGUGUGUCCAGCGAGUGUGUGGGUGUGCAGGCGUCUCUGUGUAUGUUGGCUGGGAUUGGGAGUAACCCUGGCGUGCCUUUUACAGACCUUCUGUGGAAUCAGCAGUCUGGUUUUCAAGCCCCUUUCUCCAUCCACCAAACUCAGCCUCUGCCCCACUCAGCCUCCCCCCACUCUCAGUCUUGCACGGCCCCCUUUUCCCUCUCCCUUAUUCUGCAGAGAAAGCAUGGUUUUCAUACGGCAAAGAAAGAGCAAGGGUGCAAGCUUCCUUCCCCUGUAGUAAAUAUGUUAGCUAGAAACAUUCACCCAGUGUAGACUGAAUGCUAGAUGUUCAUUUUAACCUUGAUUUUUGAAACCUCCAUCCACCAGUAAGAGAUUCAGUAAAUUGCAUCUUAACCUGUAUCAGGUCGAAGCAAAUCAGAAAACUGUAAAAACAAAAAAAGAAUAAAUAAACACCCAUCCUCAAUUGUUCUGGUGUCAUCUGAAAAUCAUGCUGUUUUUUAUUAUUAUAUUGGAAUAUGACAGAUUAUUCUUAGCAAUGGUUCUGCAAUGAACACUACCUUUCUACCCCCACUGAGACCAUGAAGCACAAGGGAAGCCAACAAGCGUGAAAAAUAAAAUGUACUUUAAAAUUAGAACCUGUGACUGUGCAAAUUAUUAUACUGAAUUGUUUUGGUAGCCUCACCUGGGUAAUUUGGAUUUCAAGAUCAUUCUGAUAGUUUUUCUGCUUUAUCAAAUACAAAGUGUUGUGCAUUUGACGACUUCAGCCGUUCGACCGUGUCCUCGUACAUUCACGAUUCACGUUUUUCCUUUUGAGAGAUGUUAGAUGUGUUUUGUUCUGUAGCUAGAUUCAUCAUUUCUAUUUGUACUAUGUUUGCUGAACCAAAUGCAAUUGAGCAUUAUGACAAAUCCCGUAAAUCAGUGAGUGCAGCCUCGAGAGCCUAAACUGCAUGAUUUUUGACUGACGGGGUUUAACGCAUCCAGUGUCUGAUUUUCCUUAUGGAAUUAAGGACUGGCACCAAAUAUGAAGACGUGAAGAAAGGAAACCCAGCUCCAGUGUCUGGGUCGUCUUUUCAUGAUAGUGCUGCAUCCUUCACGAAAGACCGACGUGUCUGCAGCUUCUCUGGUCGUCACCGCUCACCCGUGGGGCUGAAGAUGGCACUUCUGUCAGGAAUGAUUGUAAAUCUGUAAGUUCCCCUGUAAACUGUCUCUGUGGGGAUCCUGAACACAUUAAUAAACAUGAUCCAAUCUAA
Molecule: messenger RNA, 2226 nt
Organism: Betta splendens (Siamese fighting fish)
Lineage: Eukaryota; Metazoa; Chordata; Actinopteri; Anabantiformes; Osphronemidae
Gene: arf2b
Product: ADP-ribosylation factor 2b
Exons: 5
Coding region: 197-742 (181 amino acids)
Biological process (GO): vesicle-mediated transport; intracellular protein transport
Cellular component (GO): cytoplasm; plasma membrane
Molecular function (GO): GTP binding; GTPase activity
Source: RefSeq, a predicted model, not a curated record